AUGCAGGCCACUACUCGAUCCAAAGAGACUCAAUUUGAGGCGGAGUCACGCAAGGUGGCCAACUUCCCUGACGUGGAGGAAUCACUGACCAAACGAUUUGCGAAAACCGAGAUGACCUACCUCGACAAGAUCACCAGCCUGUUAGGGGCCAGAAACCCCUUCAAGAAGAAGGCAAACUCCCAAGACAACGAGGUUUGGCUGCUCAACAACACCGCGCACCGCCCCAUUGACAAGAGCACCGGCAAACCUGGUCCGUGGCAGGCUGAAUUCGUCGCUGCUUUCUUUGUCAACGGGAGAGCCGACAUCAACUCGGCGGUAGCCGACAUACUCGACACCAUUGGCUUGGAUGGUAAUAUUGGCGAAGAUCCAGGCGUGAGGCAAAUCAUUGAGGAGCGCUUGAGGCCCUUCGUCCAGCAGAUAGCGCCCGCUCGGACCGUUGAUAUCACGAUCCCGACCCCGGACGCCACACAGGGAGGCAGCCAUGUGCGAACCCUCGGGCCCAGCGAUGGCAAUGGCAUCAGCAGCCAGGACUUAAUGACCGGUGGCCGCGAUGACUCGGACGGAAAAACCGUAGCCUGCACGUCGACAUCGUUCCCAAACCUCAAGAACCAGCUACGUUUCGCCGGACCCGAUGGGUGGGCCAUCAUCUCCGACAUUGACGACACAGUCAAGAGAACCAUGACCCCAGACCCGUUGGGCGUCCUCAAGUCCACCUUCAUUGAACCCACCCAAGUCAUUGGCGGCAUGCCGGAACUCUACAAGACCCUGCACGCCCAGUUCAACAACCCAGCCUGGUUCUACCUCUCGGCCUCUCCCUACAAUCUCUAUCCCUUCCUGCAUUCUUUUCUCUCCCAACACUUCCCAGCCGGCACCAUCAUCCUCCGCGAUUCCUCCUGGAUGUUCUUCGCCGGCCUGCUGCAGUCCCUAACCGAAGGCGUGCAAGAAUACAAAACCGACCGCCUCGAGAAGAUCCACUCCUGGCUCCCGCGCCGCAAAGUCAUCUGCAUCGGCGACUCCACCCAGUCAGACCCCGAAUCCUACGCCGCCAUCUACAAGAAGUACCCGGACUGGAUCAAGGCCAUCUACAUCCGCAAGGUGACGGACGCGCCGUUCAUGGAGCGCAAGAACGAGGACAAGCGCUUCGACGACGCCUUCAAAGAUGUCCCCGGGAGCGUGUGGAAGGUGUUUGUGCAGCCGGCUGAGCUGGAGGCCGCUGUUCGGGCAUUGCAGGGCUAG
This is a messenger RNA of Cyphellophora europaea CBS 101466, 1236 nucleotides long. RefSeq lists its product as uncharacterized. NCBI's taxonomy places the organism in Eukaryota, Fungi, Ascomycota, Eurotiomycetes, Chaetothyriales, Cyphellophoraceae. The record is from RefSeq and is a predicted model, not a curated record. Gene Ontology annotation, molecular function: phosphatidate phosphatase activity. The transcript has 2 exons. Gene Ontology annotation, cellular component: actin cortical patch. Bases 1 to 1236 code for a protein of 411 amino acids.